Chelonoidis abingdonii (Abingdon island giant tortoise) is the source of this 2289-nucleotide messenger RNA. The record is from RefSeq and is a predicted model, not a curated record. Lineage: Eukaryota; Metazoa; Chordata; Testudines; Testudinidae.
CCUAAGCUGUGCCCCUCCUGAGUGCUGAGCUCCCACGGCUGGGAAUUUGGCUGCACCCCGCUCUCCGCGGGCCGCCCAAGCACUGCUGAUCGAAUAGGCCAGUCAAUCGAUCGGCUGGACAGAGGCAUUUUGGAGGCAGCUGAGAGCAGGGUGGAGUUUCCAUGUUAGAGCCCCAAGAGCAGGAGUGGACUUUACCAGAGGAUAGCACUAUGGUGAGGAACGUUGAUGACUUCGAUUUCUCCCUCCCAUCCCACCCCCAGGCCAUCCUGGAAGGCCUGCGGAGCCUGCGCUCCAAUCCAAAGCUCUCCGACGUCACGCUGCUUGUGGGUGGGCAUGAGUUCCCCUGCCAUCGCAGCAUCCUGGCCCUCUGCAGCCACUACUUCAAUGCCAUGUUCACUGGUGACUUUAUUGAGAGCAUCUCAGCCCACGUGGAGCUCAAAGAGGUGGAUCCUGUUGUCAUGGAGACUCUGAUCGACUUUGCUUACACAGGAAAGAUCACCAUCAAUCAGGGGAAUGUGGAGGCACUAAUCCGGACCUCCAACCAGCUCCACUUCCCCACCAUCCGGAAAGUCUGCAGCCGCUACCUGAGACAGCAGAUGGAUGCAACCAACUGCCUGGGCAUCUGUGAGUUUGGGGAGAACCAUGGCUGCCCGGAAGUGUCCUCAAAGGCCUGGGCUUUCCUGCAGGAGAACUUUGAGGCUGUAUCGCACCAGGAGGAGUUUCUCCAGCUAUCCAAGGAGAGGCUGGUAAUCUAUUUGUCCAAUGACCUGCUGCAGGUACAGGAAGAACAGAGCCUAGCUGAGGCUGUGCUUAGGUGGGUGAGGUAUGAAGAAGCAUCUAGAGCCAAGCACCUGCCAGAGCUCCUACACCUGGUGCACCUGGCUUCACUACCAGACCAGUACUUGCAGAACCUACUCUCAUUGGAGCCGCUGAUCCAGGAUUCGGAAGCUUGCAAAGCCAUCAUCUCCAGCUACCGAAGCACGGAGAAAGCUGCAGUGAAGAUGAAAGGAACAUUUCUGAACGUGCCGGAUCUUCAGGUGGAAAACGGGUCCUUUGUCCAGAAGAACCUGCUCGCCCUUCCACAGAAGCUGGAGGAAGUGCUGGUGGUGGUCGCGGGUCGAGCUCUGGAAGAGAAUGAAGCGGAAGAUGUGGAGUUGCCAGUCUCCCGGAACUUCGCCUUUUACAAUCCCAAGACCAAAAGAUGGAUGGCUCUUCCUGACUUUCCGGACUACAAUAAAUGGGGCUUUUCUCUGGUGGCACUAAAUAAUUAUGUUUACGUAACAGGUGGCUCCAGGGGAACGCAGAAUGACACCUGGUCCACAACCCAGUCCUGGUGUUUCCGUCUCAAGGAGGGUGCAUGGAAACCCAUUGCACCAAUGCUGAAACCCCGAACAAACCAUGCCAGUGCUGUCCUCAAUGGGGAGAUCUAUGCCAUUGGGGGGACUACAGUGGACACAGUGGAGGUGGAGUGCUAUGACCCUUAUAAUAAUAGCUGGUGCCCCAUCAGCCCUGCCCUGAAGUAUGUUAGCAACUUCACUGCAACUGGAUGUCUUGGGAAGCUCUACCUCAUUGGCUCUUGUGCUAUCAAGUACAAUGCACUAACCCUGCAGUGUUACAACCCUGUCAUAGAUAUGUGGAGUGUAAUUGCAUCCCCAUUCAUUCCGAAGUACCUCUCUGCCCCGCGCUGUGCCUCCUUGCAUGGAGCAAUUUACCUCAUUGGGGACAACACAAAGAAGGUGUAUGUGUAUGAUCCGGAUGCUAACAUCUGGCAGAAGGUGCAGCUGCUUCACACUCUGCAUGAAAAUGGAGGCAUGGUGCCACUGGGAGGCAAACUCUUUGUGACAGGUGGACGCUGGAAGGGCCUGGAUGGUGACUACCGGGUGGAGAUGGAAGUUUAUGAUUGUGCCAAAGAUAUUUGGACAAGAGCGGGAGCCCUACCCUGCCUCUGGCUCUACCACAGCUCUUCCUCCAUCUUCAUGGAUACGUCGAAGUGGACAGAGCCCUUCCUGGGAAACCAUGUCCAGUAGGAGAGGCUGGGACCUCACCCAAGGCUUUAAUGGUCCUGCCCAGGAUUUGGAAGGACAAAGUGAUGGUUUAUUUGUUUGAAUUAUCACCAUUUUUGCAUGUAUUUUUGCCUUCACAUUUCAUGUGGACCUUGGAUUAGAGCAAUGGUCACCAACUGACUGGUCGAUCCUGAAGCUUCUGACAGUUGAUCAUGAUCUCUGGCUGCUAAAAGUCUGGCAGUGCAGCAGGACUAAGGCAGGCUCCCUUCCUGCCCAGAUCACAGCC